AUGGAGACCACAGCCGCUUCUCCAGCCGCCGAGCUAACCACGUUACAGGCAUCGGCGCUGAUGCUGGCAUACUCCGUCAUCUACGUGCUACCCCUUUAUGCAUCAGAUGCUACAAGGCCCUCCCCGUCACGGUCCAGAGAUGACCUCGCCGCCAUCCGUGCCCGUGUGCGAGCCGUGACGCUCUCCACCGUCGCCUGCUCCGUCGUCACACUCAUCACCAUAUACCGCCUCGACCAACAGCAUGCCGCCCUCUACUUGAUGGGCUACUGGCCCGUUCGCCUAUCUGAGUCGGCCAAGGCUACGCUGCUCACAGCCAUCCUCUUCGCCGGCCCUCUCUACGAGAGCCUCCUUAUCGACGGCGGCUGGCGCCAUCUUGGCUCCGGCUUACAGCAUCUCUGGCGGAGUUGGCCAGAAUGGCGCAACAUUGUUGCCGGACCUGUUACCGAAGAAUGUCUAUUUCGCUCUGCCGUAGUCCCGCUCCUGGUAUUGGCCAAGGCUAGCCCCGUUCAUACCAUCUUUCUCUCGCCUCUUGUAUUCGGCGUUGCUCAUAUGCACCAUUUUUACGAGUUUCGCCUCACCAACCCCGAAGUUCCCAUCUGGGUGGCGCUCCUGCGCACGGUUAUUCAGCUGGCAUACACAUCUGUGUUUGGAGCCUAUGUCACGUUCCUAUUCCUUCGAACAGGAUCCCUUCUCGCUGUAGUGCUCGUACACGCAUUUUGCAACUCUUUGGGCCUUCCCCGGGUCUGGGGCUAUAUGGAACCGUAUUGGCUACCCACGAACACAAGCAGGGACUCUCCCUUUGGUCUCCUUUGA
Cordyceps fumosorosea ARSEF 2679 is the source of this 813-nucleotide messenger RNA. Its product is annotated as CaaX prenyl proteinase Rce1. Gene Ontology annotation, molecular function: metalloendopeptidase activity. Gene Ontology annotation, biological process: CAAX-box protein processing. Bases 1 to 813 code for a protein of 270 amino acids. Gene Ontology annotation, cellular component: endoplasmic reticulum membrane. NCBI's taxonomy places the organism in Eukaryota, Fungi, Ascomycota, Sordariomycetes, Hypocreales, Cordycipitaceae. The record is from RefSeq and is a predicted model, not a curated record. The transcript is spliced from 4 exons.